GAUAACAAUCACUUAUUAUUGAGACUGUACUCUCUUCACUUCUCCUCUAAACCCAAAAACCCUAAAUCUCCAUCUCUGAUCAUCAAACAGCAAUGGCCUUAUUCUCACGCCUCCGCACAAACCUCAGCCUUAACUCACUUAAACACCGCCACUUCUCGGCGUCCUCAAUCCUCGCCUCUGGUGAUUCGUCGCCGUUAACCAGCAAAGAAAAGACACGCGCCGCUCUCUCUCUCCUCAGAUCAGAAUCCAAUCCCGAACGUAUUCUCGACAUCUGCCGCGCCGCCUCUCUCACUCCCGACUCUCAUCUUGACCGCAUCGCCUUAUCAAAUGCCAUCUCCAAGCUAUCCCAAGCCAAUCACUUCAACGGCAUUGCUCAGUUCCUUGAAGAACUCAAGGCCCGACCCGAUUUGAGACGAAACGAACGUUUCAUUUGUCACUCUAUCGUCCUUUACGGCCAAGCGAACAUGAUGGACCACGCCGUCCGUACAUUCAAGGAAAUGGAAAACAACGGUUUUAGUCAUUCCGUCAAGUCACUAAACGCGCUGAUAUUCGCCUGCAUUUUGGCGAAGGAUUAUAAAGAAGUGAAACGGAUAUUCGUCGAGUUCCCGAAAAUUUACAAAAUCGAGCCGAAUUUGGAGACUUAUAACACUGUGAUUAAGGCGUUUUGUGAGUCAGAUGAGUCGAGUUCGGUGUAUUCUGUGUUGGCGGAGAUGGAUAGGAAAUCGGUGAAGCCAAAUACGACGACGUUUGGGACUUGGUUAGCAGGAUUUUAUAAAGAGGAGAAGUAUGAAGAUGCUGAGAAAGUUUUGGAAUUGAUGGAGAAAUACAAAAUAAAGUCAGGGCUUAGUGUGCAUAACAUAAGGAUUCAGAGUUUGUGCAAGAAGAAAAAAUCUGUGGAAGCCAAAGCAUUGUUAGAUGGGAUGUUAUCGAGAAGAAUGAAGCCGAAUUCGGUAACUUAUAAGCAUUUGAUUCAUGGGUUUUGCAAGGAAGGGAAUUUGGAUGAAGCUAGGAGAUUGUUUAAGAGCAUGAUUAACCGAGGGUUGAAACCGGAUAGCGAAUGCUAUUUUACAUUGGUGCAUUUCUUGUGUCAAGGUGGGGAUUAUGAGACGGCAUUGAAGGUAUGUAAGGAGAGUAUGGAGAAGGGUUGGGUGCCGAACUUCUCUACAAUGAAGUUACUUGUGAAUGGACUGGCGAGUGUUUCGAGAGUUGAUGAAGCGAAGGAACUAAUUGGGGCGGUGAAGGAGAAGUUCUCUAAGAAUGGUGAUAUGUGGAAUGAGGUUGAAGCGGGCUUGACACAGUAGAGAAAUUAAGGUAUGCAAGUUUGUUAGAAGACUAUGGAGAUUUUUUAAUAAUACAAGUUUCAGAAUUUUGUAUGAAAAAUCUCAUUUUUGUUUAAUCUAUUGGGUUAUGGAAGUUUUAUGUUUAACUGAUGAGAGCCCAUUGAAGGAGCCUUUUAAUACAUGUGGAUUUAUUGAUUGUUAAUUAACUGUGAAGGGAUAUGAUUA
Messenger RNA from Pistacia vera, 1505 nucleotides. Its product is annotated as pentatricopeptide repeat-containing protein At1g61870, mitochondrial-like. Gene Ontology annotation, molecular function: protein binding. The record is from RefSeq and is a predicted model, not a curated record. NCBI's taxonomy places the organism in Eukaryota, Viridiplantae, Streptophyta, Magnoliopsida, Sapindales, Anacardiaceae. The transcript has a single exon. Bases 93 to 1301 code for a protein of 402 amino acids.